Molecule: messenger RNA, 923 nt
Organism: Protobothrops mucrosquamatus (brown spotted pit viper)
Lineage: Eukaryota; Metazoa; Chordata; Lepidosauria; Squamata; Viperidae
Product: nuclear pore complex protein Nup88
Exons: 6
Coding region: 30-662 (210 amino acids)
Biological process (GO): protein import into nucleus; ribosomal large subunit export from nucleus; mRNA export from nucleus
Cellular component (GO): nuclear pore
Molecular function (GO): structural constituent of nuclear pore
Source: RefSeq, a predicted model, not a curated record
UCCCUCAGAGAUAUAUUUUUAUCAUAUAAAUGUAUCCUUUUCCAAGCUUUGCCCCAACUUUGCUUGUGUUUUUUUCAAGAGCUGCAGAUAAAGAGUCUUCCCCUCCCCCAGAGGAAUGCCUUCAGCUUCUAAGCAGAGCCACACAAGUCUUCCGGGAAGAAUAUAUUCUAAAACAGGACUUGGCUCGAGAAGAAAUCCAGCGAAGAGUGAAAUUGCUGCGUGAACAGAAAAAAAAACAGCUGGAAGAUCUAGGGUGCUGUCGAGAAGAAAGGAAAAGCUUGAGGGAGAUGGCAGAGCGUUUGGCUGACAAAUAUGAAGAAGCCAAAGAGAAACAAGAGGAUAUUGUGAACAGGAUGAAGAAAGUUCUCCGUAGUUACCAUUCACAGCUGCCUGUCCUAUCCGAUAGUGAAAAGGAUAUGAAGAAGGAGCUACAAACAAUACAAGAACAAUUGCGGCAUUUAGGCAAUGCUAUCAAGCAGGUUAAAAUGAAAAAGGAUUACCAGCAGAGAAAAAUGGAGAAGGGCAACAGUCCACAGAAGCCGAGCAUCAACCUCAGCACAUAUCAGAGGAAAUGUAUCCGGGCUGUUCUGAAAGAGGAGGGAGAACACAUUCAGGAGAUGGUGAAACAAAUAAAUGACAUCCGGAAUCACGUAACCUUUUAGUCAUCAGACUAAAGACUUACAUUUCUGGAAUAUUAAACAUUACCAGCUGCCUUUUUCCUAAUUUAUAAAUUGAACUAUUUUUUACAAAAAGAUUCAUUAUUAAAUACUCGUUAGAGGAUGCGUCCAGUUAUAAUGCAUGGUGCAGCAUUCUACAGAAGGCAUGAUGCUAAAGAUGUCUGACAUCCGCCCUUUUGUGACUUCAAUUUAAAUACAUGUUUGUAAUAUCACACUGCUUGUUUCAAAAUAAAAAUCAAUACAACC